This is a messenger RNA of Ambispora gerdemannii, 918 nucleotides long. Lineage: Eukaryota; Fungi; Glomeromycota; Glomeromycetes; Archaeosporales; Ambisporaceae. The record is from the annotation of a GenBank genome assembly.
AUGACAUCAGACGUGAGAAUAGGAAUUAUUGGCGGUACAGGUCUUUAUGAGCUACGAGGGUUGACAGUUGUUGAAGAGUCAUACCCGGAAACGCCAUGGGGAUAUCCAAGUAGCAAAAUUAAAAUAAUGAAACAUGGUGAAAAUGGAACAAAAAUCGCGUUUCUUCCACGUCACGGAAUCGGACACGCACUUAACCCAUCCGAAGUUCCAUCACGUGCAAACAUUGCCGCCUUGAAGCACCUAGGUGUAAAAGUGAUAGUUGCCUACUCGGCAGUUGGAUCCCUCCAACAAGAAAUAAAACCGUGCGACUUCGUAAUUCCCUCCCAGAUAAUCGACCGCACAAAAGGGAUUCGACCUUCGACAUUUUUUGAAAAUGGCAUAGCGGCACAUGUAAUGUUUGGCGACCCCUUCAAUGCAGAUCUAACAAAUAUUAUAUGUUCUGCAUGUGAAUCGAUCUUUAGCAACAACAAAAUCGACGCCGAUGGUAUUAAUGUAGAACUGCACAUGGAUAAAACUUUGGUUUGUAUGGAGGGACCACAGUUUUCGACGCGUGCAGAGUCGAGGUUGUAUCGUAGCUGGGGAUGUGAUAUUAUUAAUAUGACCGUGUUACCAGAAGCAAAGUUGGCACGUGAGGCUGAAAUUGCGUACCAGAUGAUUUGUAUGGCAACUGAUUAUGAUUCCUGGAAACAGAAUGCUGAGGUGGUGACUGUUGAUUUGGUAAUUAGUAAUUCACGAAAGAAUAUUGAGAAUGCGAAAAAAUUGUUGUCAGCUAUUUUACCAGAAAUUGAGAGUGCAUUGGAUAAAGGGAAAUUUGAUGACAUUUUCGGAACUAUGAAAUCUUCAGAUAUGACUUCUCAAUCCGCGAAGAAUCCAGAAACUGUAAAAAAAUUGGAGUAUAUUUUACCGGGGUAUUUUUAG